GGCGGCGGGGCUCCCCUGGACCGCAGAUACGAAAGCUGGAGGGAGCUGGCUAAGGCUCUGGCAGACACAAAUGUCCCAGGUGGGGACCCAAGCCUUCAGUUUCACGAUCCACAGAAGCUGGGACACAAGAACCAAGAGCUGCAAAGAAAUGGGAGGAAUAAAUCAAAUUACGCAGCUGUGGACAACCCUGUCCCGUGGAUGCCAGAGUUCCAGGGCCAGGCCAAUCUGCACGUGUUCGAGGACUGGUGCGGCAGCUCCACUGAGCAGCUCAGGAAGAACCUCCACUUCCCUCUCUUCCCCCACACACGAACUACACUGAAGAAGCUGGCUGUGUCCCCAAAAUGGACCAAUUAUGGUCUCCGGAUAUUUGGCUACCUGCAUCCUUUCACUGAUGGGGAGUUUCAGUUUGCCAUUGCUGCGGAUGACAAUGCUGAGUUCUGGCUGAGUCCAGAUGAAAAAACCUCUGGUCUCCAGCUGCUGGCCAGUGUAGGCAAGACAGGGAAGGAGUGGACCGCACCAGGGGAGUUUGGGAAAUUUCACAGCCAGCAGUCAAAGAUGGUGAGGUUGUCGGCUGCAGGCAGGUACUAUUUUGAGGUGCUGCACAAGCAGGAUGACAGAGGAACGGACCAUGUGGAAGUAGCAUGGAGACCGAAUGACCCAGAAGCGAAGUUCAAAGUCAUUGACUCCCAGUACCUCUCCCUUUUUGCUAACGAGACGCUCUUAAAGAUGGAUGAGGUUGGGCAUAUCCCGCAGACGUUGGCCAGUCACAGGAGCCGUCCCGCUGACGGCGCAGGCAGCAAGGCACACCCAGCUGACAUGUUGAAGCCUGACCCCCGGGACACUCUUUACAAAGUGCCCCUCCUCAGCAAGUCUCGUGUGCGCCGAGCCCUGCCAGACUGCCCGUACAAGCCCAGCUACCUGGUGAAUGGAUUUCCUCUGCAGCGCUACCAGGGACUCCAGUUUGUUCAUUUGUCCUUUGUUUACCCGAAUGAUUACAGCCGCCUGAGCCACAUGGAGAAAGACAACAAAUGCUUCUAUCAGGAAAACCCUUAUUACUUGGAAAGAUUUGGAUUCUACAAGUACAUGACAAUGGAUCGGCCAGAGAAGAACCUGGACUCUGGAGAAAAGACAGAGCAGCCAGGCUCCCAGGAGGAGAACCUGGAUGACCUGCAGUACAUGGAGCAGGAUGCAGGGACUACCAGCCCUCCCAGACGCCCUGGCACGGGGAGGGCAGAGCCGGCCGGCAACGCUCCCAGCAGAGUGGUGGGCACUGAUAAAGUUCAGAAGGACUAUUCCGUCCAGGAGCGUCGCCGGCUCCUCCUCUCAGUGACGGGUGGCCACACAGGAGAGGGGCUACAGAGGAGAAGGAUGAAGAGGUCUGGUGUCAAGUCAGCCACGCUGGCCUCUGCCAACCGAAGCCUCAGCCAGACUGGCCUAGAGGGGAACCCAAUAAUGAAGAGACCUCAUUUAAAAACCGGCAUCAAAGACAACUCCAGGAGCCCUUCGCAGCACGCCAGGGCCGUCCAGGGGAGAGCACCUGCCACAAAGGCCAACCCUCCUUCUAGGACCGUGUCUCAAAGGCAGCAGCCUCUCAGCAGCCCCAGGAACUCAGGGGUCACAAUUCCCAAAGGGCUGAGACCUCAAAGAGACCUCGGUACCACUAAAGAUGGGCUGCAGCCAGCCAGUGCCAUGCCAGCCAGGAGAGGAGGCCGGGUCUCCAGCAAAGCCAGCAGACAUGCUGUGAGCACUGCCAGCCCCAGCCAGCAGCCUGGGCUGCCCCAGUGGCUGAAUCAAGUGGAGACCUACAUUGCUGAGCAGAAGGCUGCCAAUGGAGGGGACGUGGGUGAGGGAGAGGCGCAGGUGGUAUCUCCUGUGAAGGACAAGUCUGGACCCGUGGCGGCAGAAGAGGAAGAGGAAGAGGUGGAUGGGGAGCUAGAGGAAGAAGAAGAGGAGGAGGAUUUUGAUUACGUACCAGUGUUCGACCAGGCGGUGAACUGGGAGCAGACCUUCAGCACGAGCAACCUGGACUUCCAUAUGCUGCGCACAGACUGGAUUGACCUGAAAUGCAACACGUCAGGAAACUUGCUGCUAAAAGAAAGGGAGGCCCUGGAAGUCACACGCGUCUUCCUGAAGAAGCUCAACCAGAGAAGUAAAGGGCGGUUUCAGCUGCGGCGUAUCGUGAACGUGGAGAAGCGGCAGGACCGCAUGCGGGGCAGCCGCUACCUGCUGGAGCUGGAGCUGCUGGAGCAAGGACAGCGGCUUGUCCGCUUCUCCGAGUACGUCUUUGCGCGGGGCUGGCAGGGCGUUGGCGGCAAGGAGGAGGAGGAGGAGGAGAGGAAGAUGAGGAACCUGGUGUGGGGUCGCCGGCGGCACCUGAUGGCUGUGGCGAACGAGCCAGAGUUGUGCUGGCCCCAGGGCUUUUCCUGGAACCACCGGGCUGUGGUUCACUUCGUGGUGCCAGUGAAAAACCAGGCACGCUGGGUGCUGCAGUUCAUCUCUGACAUGGAAGAGCUGUUCCGAGUCACUAAGGAUCCAUACUUCAACGUCAUCAUCACAGACUACAGCAGCGAUGACAUGGACGUAGAGAAGGCUCUGAAAAGGUCUAGCUUGCACAGCUAUCAGUACUUGAAGCUGACGGGGAAUUUUGAGCGUUCUGCUGGGCUGCAGGCGGGGAUAGACCUUGUGACGGACCCACAUAGCAUCGUUUUCCUGUGUGACCUCCACAUCCACUUCCCAGCUGGAGUCAUUGAUUCAAUCCGGAAGCACUGCGUGGAAGGCAAGAUGGCCUUCGCACCCAUGGUCAUGAGGCUGCACUGUGGCAUGUCCCCACAGUGGCCUGACGGUUACUGGGAGGUGAAUGGGUUUGGUCUCCUGGGCAUAUACAAGUCUGACCUGGACAAGAUUGGAGGCAUGAACACAAAAGAGUUUCGGGACCGCUGGGGAGGAGAGGACUGGGAACUCCUGGACAGGAUUUUGCAGGCCGGGCUGGAAGUGGAGCGUCUCUCCCUGAGAAACUUUUUCCACUGGUUUCACUCAAAGAGGGGCAUGUGGAACCGGCGCCAGCUGAAGACGCUGUAGCCUUCAACCCCAAAGCUGCCUGGCAGCGCCGUCCGUCGUCUCGUCUCGACGUGCACUUUAUGGAGGCACACAGCCGAGUGCACAAACUCUUCCUCUGCCUCCAAGAGCCCUCCGGUGGGACGGCACGGCCGAGGAAGGGGCGAUCAGACUAGGGGAGCGGGAGCUUCUCUUGUGAGCCGUUGUAUCCAAGACGUGGGAUCCGUGUCUUGCUGGGAAGGCGUGGGGGGGAGAUGUUGACAAGUGAAGGACUCGUAUUUCCUGCCAUGCAGUCUGGCGGAUGGUACGGUGGGACAGGUGCCAUAUUUCCCGUUGAGUCUUGCGUGGUGCAAACCAAACAGACAAAUCCCAGCUAAUCCCAGAAUGGUUUAUUUACAGUAACGCAGCUUUUCUUUCAAUACUUGAAGGGGAAAAAAAAAAACAAACAAAAAAAAACAAAAAAAAAGAGAAAAAAACAACCAACCCUCCCCAUUUCCCCUCCUUCCUCAUCUCUCCGGUAUCCAUGCUUUUGGACAGGGGACCAAAAUAAGUUCUCUGAACUGUAUUGUGUCCACAUGCCCAUGUGCUGACCCAAGGAAAUCUGGAUGUGGAGGAGCUGAUAGGCACUUUAGGCUGCUGGUGCUUAGAUGUUUCUCUGUGCUUUUCACUUUAAUCAUGAUGAAAAACCAUGUUCCUAUUCAGCAAAUAGUGGGCAGUGGUUGGAGACUCGAGGACUCUUCCCUUAUGAGAGCCACAUUUGCCUGCAACUGGGCAAGGUGGCCAGGGUUGAUGUUACAGCUCCACCUACAUUAUUGAUCCACUGCCUGGGGAUAGUGGAGGCGUUAUACAGAGAAGCUAGGAGGGCAUCUCAGGAGGAACUUCGCAGCCUUAUCUGACAGACAUGUGUGUUUGUCCUAACGAUAUCAGGGAAACCCUAGCAGGGAAGAAGUGGCAAUAUUUUAUUAGUUGAAAUAUUGUGAUUUUUUCAGAAGAAGAGGAGACAGAGUAUUCUGCUCCCUAAAUCCUGUACAUUUAUGCAGCAUCUAAAGGUUAAUUUAAUAAGUUAUGGCCUCACAGUUAUGUCUUAUCAUAUGUUUGACUUUUACGUAAAGAGCAGGCUUCUUGGUUGAAGAACCGGCACAGCUGUUGGUGCUUCAUCUCUGGAACAGCCCUGGGAGAUCCAGAGGAGGUGGCCUCAGGCCUUGGCACUUGCACUGAGCAUAGGAAACAGCUGGAGAGAAGAAGGUUGAGUGAAUAAAGGAUGGGCAGACCCAUGCCAGCACUGACCCAAGAAUUGAGGAGAGAGCCCCUGCCCACAGCCGGCCUGAUGCUACAGGGAAUUCUCAGCCCCUAAAGCUACCAUUAAUGUAAGGCAAGAUUUUUUUACCCCUUUAACCAUUUUAUGGGAAUAUAGAGACCCCAGCACAGUCAGUGCUUGGCACUGGAGCUUCGGUGUCCUGAUUCCAUGCUGAAAAGGCUGCUACUGGUCUCAAGCUUGAGGGAAGAGCGUGCCAUAGGAUGCAGCUUAUGGCACCCAGCUCUGGGGGGAGUUGUUGGAAAGUGAGUAACAGAGGUGUUCAGGACAGAAGCAAUGCUGAUACGGUUCUAGAGUUUUUUUGCUUUUUACACUGACAGAGUGGAUGCCGAUUCAGAGUAGACAUUCAUUUAUUAUUAAUUCUGUGGUGCUUGACAAGUCCAUCAAGAUCCAUUAUUGCAGUAAAAAAACUGAGCGUGCAAGUCCUGGCACGUGAGAUAACAAUCUUGUCAAAUCAUCUGUUUGCCGGAGUGUGGGUUUUGUGACUGGGGGAGUAAAAAAAAAGUCAACCAGAUUUCAGAAAGUUUGGCUGUGGAGUGUGCAGCGAUGGUGAGAAGUAGACGAGAGAUGGCUGUGUCUCUGAGUCCAUGGAGCUUUUUGCCAGAAAGCAGACACUGACUAUCUCAGAAGAGGCAGCCUUAGCCUUCUGCCCAAGCCAGAGCAGCUUUUUUAUUGAGGGAAGGUACUUUACCCAUGUGGAGACGAAGAAAUGAAACGCUGCCGUUGGGGCGAGAGGGAAGAGGCUGGCAACAGUCAACACUAUUAUUUAAAAAAAAAUAAUAUCUAUAUACCGUAGGAGUUUAGGAGGCCGUAGCCCUGUGAUGCAACGUGGCAAUAAGCUCUGUUUCUGGCUGGAAUGUGCAGCGUCAGUCCUGCCCUGGGUGCGUGUCGGAGCCUGUGCUUCACUCAAAGGCAGGCACAGCCCCAGCGGUGUGCAGGGGAGCCGGGCUCCGGGGCUGCACCCCUGCAGCCUGUCCGGGCUGGCUCUGUCACGCAAUCCCUGUGGAAUGGGGAGAGGCUGGCGGGGAGGGCGAGUGCCGGGACACAGCGAGGCGUUAGCAGGACCCGGCUGUUUGGCCCCCGUCGAGCAGAGAACAGCACGAUGCCCAUUUUGCAGGUGGAGAGCUGAUGGAUUUGGUGGCAGCCCUUAACGUCAUGUGCAGGGAAGGAAGGGUGGUUUGUACCACAUCUGGCUGAGAUGUGGUCUGCAGCACCUAAAGUUAGCAGCUGGCGUUCAUCUGCAGGCACUGGCAAAAAUUAGGAACAUCCAGAAGGUAACUCAGCUUCAGUGAUACUAGUAACCCCUCUUCUUCACCAGAGAGGAGAGUCGGCAAAGAGUGGACAGCAAAGUAGGGUGCAGCCCUCACUCCAGCACUGCCAGCAGAAUUUGAGGAUUUCACCCCCAUGCUUUAGCUGUGACUGUGACUGAAGGAAGGACUCCUUCCUUCGUGCCUUGUAACCCGGGCCAGUGGCAAGCAGAGCUCUUUACCUUGUGAGGACUCCUUGGUGGAGAUGUAAGGAGUUUAGUGGGUUUCAGUCCAGUUUCCUGAUGGCCAGUAUCCCCACUGUCAAAGUUGCCAUCGCAAAUGUUCUCCCCUCUCUAGCACAGUGGGGAUUUUUAGUUGGUAUUUAAGCCCCGCGACAGUAAAUGUGAUUAAUACUAGUUGGCACAAGUUGGAGGAGCUUGGAGAGAGCCCAUGGGGACAAAAGCUGUGUUCCAUCCCAUGUGCUCAGAGACCACUGUGGGCUGAGAGGGAGAGAUGGGGCUAUACACACCUCGGCUUGCUGGCCAGCAGCAAAACUUGCAGCUAUUAUUCCGAGAGAAAUGUAUUGUGUGAAAAUUAUAAUGUGACUUGUUUUGUCAUUGUCUUUAGUGUUUGCUUGGUAUGAACAUCUCGCCUCUUCUCAUUGCCUACAAAUGUCUGAAGUUGAUUGUUUUCUUUAGAUACCGAUGCCUUGUGUUAAAAAUCUGAAUUGUACCUUUGAAUUCUCUGCCUUAAAGUGGCUCUGUGCCUUCAAGACGACUCCUGGGCCACCUCUCUGCUAGAGCUGGGGGGAUACACUGAUUCUCCCUCACGUUUUAUAAAUACCUUGUCUUCCUACAA
Molecule: messenger RNA, 6474 nt
Organism: Calidris pugnax (ruff)
Lineage: Eukaryota; Metazoa; Chordata; Aves; Charadriiformes; Scolopacidae
Gene: B4GALNT3
Product: beta-1,4-N-acetyl-galactosaminyl transferase 3
Exons: 20
Cellular component (GO): Golgi cisterna membrane
Molecular function (GO): acetylgalactosaminyltransferase activity
Source: RefSeq, a predicted model, not a curated record